AUGUAUAACAUUUAUAGGCUUGCUCGUUCUUUCCGUGUUGCUAGAACUUCUACUAGACUCUUGAGCACCACCAGAGUUUUGGCUCAAACCAAGGUUGCUACCAAGACUGCUUCCACUUUGUCUGAAGUCACUGGUCCAGAUGACUCUUUAAUUGGUCCUGGUGCUCAACCUGGUACUAUCCCAACUGACAUUGACCAAGCCACUGGUUUGGAAAGAUUUGAAAUGUUAGGUAAAAGAGAAGGUAUUGAUGUUUUCGAUGUCGAAAACCCUAUCUUUGAAGGUAAGGGUACCUACAACGAUCCAUACCUUGUUCCAACUUAUGUUGGUUACCGUUAUGUUGGAUGUAGAGGUAAGAUAAGUGAAGGUGAAGAAGACCACAAGGCAUACUGGAUGAAGGUCGAAGGUGACAAGCUUUCCAGAUGCUGGCAAUGUGGUACUGCCUUUAAGGGUAAGUACUUGGGUAGACCUGAACAUUCUCACCACUAA
Molecule: messenger RNA, 486 nt
Organism: Lizanozyma spartinae
Lineage: Eukaryota; Fungi; Ascomycota; Pichiomycetes; Serinales; Debaryomycetaceae
Gene: COX4
Product: cytochrome c oxidase subunit IV
Exons: 2
Coding region: 1-486 (161 amino acids)
Biological process (GO): mitochondrial electron transport, cytochrome c to oxygen
Cellular component (GO): mitochondrial envelope
Source: RefSeq, a predicted model, not a curated record